Molecule: messenger RNA, 2769 nt
Organism: Haliotis rubra (blacklip abalone)
Lineage: Eukaryota; Metazoa; Mollusca; Gastropoda; Lepetellida; Haliotidae
Product: sushi, von Willebrand factor type A, EGF and pentraxin domain-containing protein 1-like
Exons: 12
Coding region: 93-2468 (791 amino acids)
Source: RefSeq, a predicted model, not a curated record
CAAACGUCCAGUGCCCCAACGUCCCUGUAGGCAGAUACGUCAGUGUCCACAUCAAAUUCAAGGUGAUCGUCCACCUUGAAGUCUGCGAGAUUAUGGUUCAUGGGAGGCCGUAUAACGAAGCUUUAGAGUGUUUUCGCCAAUCAAGGCAAACCGACUAUAAGGGACAUUUAAACAUGACAGUGGCGGGCAUCCCUUGUCAAAGGUGGGAUUCCCAGAACCCUCAUGUGCACUCCCAGACGGACAUAUCAAAGUUCCCGGAUGAUAACUUUGCAGACGCCGCCAACUAUUGCAGAAAUCCCAACGGAAAAAUCGGGCUCUGGUGCUACACCAUUGAUCCAGAUGUAGAGUGGCAGUAUUGUCCCCUGCGGCACUGCGAUCAUAUGUGUAUGCAAGACGACAAAGGCUCAACAUACAAAGGGGCCAUAAUAAGAACGUCAUCUGGUGCCAGUUGUGUUUCAUGGAGUGGUCCAAGCAUUCCCUUCAAACAGAAAAGCCAUUUCUCCAGCUUCUGGCAAGGCAUGAUAUACUGUCGCAAUCCAUUACUCUCCCAGAGUCGCCCUUGGUGCUACACGAAUGCCGUGAAUACUAGUCAGUAUGGCCUCUGUGACGUCCCAGCAUCCUGUCCUACGACAUCAGAAAUGACUCGAAGUCGCUGGGUUGCGGAUGUUGACCAAACAUUUGAUGACCUCCUACCGUCCACUGAGUGUCUGGUUUGGAACCGAUUGUACACAACAGACGGAAACUUUAGCGCUACUUGGAAUGACGCCUUUAAGCCUGUGCUCUACCGAAACACAUUCACGGCACAAGCUAUAUGCCAUAAAGGGAGAGUGUUCAAUACGUACUUGCAGUGCUUCAAUAUCACUGAAUCUGGAACGGUUUGGAAAGCUGGUGUCCUGGAGUGCGUGCACUGUGGGUCUGCUCCAAGUGUAGAGAAUGCUACCGUCACUAUCUCCUCCAGUCUGCUGAACGGAACAGCCACAUACGCAUGCGUGACAGGAUACGGACAUGAUUCCAGGUCAAACAGAAUCACGUGUAUGAAAACUGGCGAAUGGGAGGUUCCUGACAUAAUCUGUGAAGUUGACUGCGGCACUCCGCCUACCUUGGACCACGCAGACGUCGACGUCAACUCGACCCUGGUUGGAAAUACUGCUAACUACACUUGUCACGAUGGCUACGAACACUUAUCUGUGUCGAACGAGGUCACGUGUCUCGACACAGGCAAUUGGGAUGUCGCAGACAUGAAAUGUGAAGUUAACUGUGGAGACCCUCCCUCCUUAAACAGAACCGAGGUCUCGUUUACCGAUGGUUUUGUGAACGAGACAGCUGAGUACACGUGUAAACCAGGGUAUGCACACUUGUCGGGAUCAUCAGUCAUCACCUGCCUAGAUACAGGCACAUGGGAAGACCUGGGGAUAUAUUGUGAAGUUGACUGCGGCACUCCGCCUACCGUGGACCACGCAGACGUCGACGUCAACUCGACGCUGGUUGGACAAAGCGCUAAUUACACUUGUCACGAUGGCUACGCACACAUAUCUGUGUCGAACGAGGUCACGUGUCUCGACACAGGCAAUUGGGAUGUCGCAGACAUGAAAUGUGAAGUCGACUGCAGCAGUCCCCCGGUUGUUGCCAACACCGUUGUGAUAUCUGACAAUACAACACUGAACAGUACCGCAGUCUAUACGUGUUCUCCUGGCUUUGUUCACGUCAGUGGAUCAACCAACAUCACAUGUCUUGAUACAGGGUUCUGGGAGAUUCCCUUUAUAGAAUGUGUAGCUGACUGUGGACUGCCUCCUCAAAUUACCAACACAAUUAUGACAUACAACAGCACGCUGGUCAAUAGCACCGCAGAGUACACAUGCGUUGACGGCACUGCGCAUGCGUCAGACUCUACACAGGUCACGUGUCAGUCAGAUGGAAAUUGGACAAACUCAGAUACUUCGUGUCUUGUCAAUUGCGGAAGUCCCCCAUCCGUUCUCAACGCCACUGUAACAAUUUCGGGCACCUGGGUGAACAGCUCUGCGCAGUAUGCUUGCCACGAUGGAUUUACAGCAUCGGGGUCUGCAUCCGUUAUCUGCCAACUGAACGGGACUUGGGAAGUCCCUUCAUUUAUGUGUAAAGAGGUACAGUUACCGUCCACGACGUCUUCAUCUACGUCGACACAGAUACCAGUUGAUAAAUACGGAAGAACACGUACCGAAAAAUGUAUCUGUCGAUGCAUCAACCCAGUACCCAGAAAACAAGAAGACAUUGUUGCUGAAAUCUCCAAAAACCUAACUUUAGAAACGAAAACUCUAACGUCCUAUAUAAUUAAAAAAGAGAGCCUUCCAGACGAAAGAAAAUCAUCUCAUGGCAUUGCGUAUGUCGCAAUAGCACUGAUUGGAGCGUUGUUCGGUGUGGUAUUUCUUUCGGAUAUAUACUUUUUCAUACAUGGAAUAAUAACACACUUUUGGCCACGAAGGUCACAUUGAAACUAUGAUUAUUGCGUGAUGUAGGCAGGCCAUCAAUAUGAUAAGUAUAUUCAUCAUCAUCAUCAUUUUUGAUGAUGAUAAGUAUAUUGUUCUAUGUAAAAGCGUUGUGGUUCUAUAAACAUGAAUAACAAUAUUCACGCCGUGCUGGUGACGACAGGUAAGACAUGGCCCCAAAAGGUGACGAAGAUUCAGUUUAACUUAACAGUGAAACUAUUAAGGCUGUGGAUGUGGUGAUGCGAUAACUUUGGUAGCAUUGGGGAUAGAGCGUCUACAAUGUUAAGUUGAUAAAAAUUGACGAUUC